Messenger RNA from Haliaeetus leucocephalus (bald eagle), 2106 nucleotides. RefSeq names its product DDHD domain containing 1 (gene DDHD1). The transcript has 13 exons. Gene Ontology annotation, cellular component: cytoplasm. Gene Ontology annotation, molecular function: glycerophospholipase activity; metal ion binding. The coding region runs from base 1 to 2106 and encodes 701 amino acids. The record is from RefSeq and is a predicted model, not a curated record. NCBI's taxonomy places the organism in Eukaryota, Metazoa, Chordata, Aves, Accipitriformes, Accipitridae.
AUGAGGAUAAAAAGUGAGAAUCCUACAACCCACGUCUUCCAAGCAGUCUACAAGAGGAGGCGGCCGGGCGGCGGCCGGCCCCGCUAUGAGGUGGUGAGGGAGCUGGGCGCCGAGGAGGUGCGCUGGUUCUACCGGGAGGACCGGAAAACCUGGAAGCCUUUCAUCGGCUACGACUCGCUGAGGAUCGAGCUGGCCUACCGCGCCCUCGGAGCAGGCGGCCCGGCCGAGACGCGGGAGGGCGAGGCGGCGGCGGUGGAACCGGUGUGCGUACGGAGCGGGCUCUACGAGGUGGACGUGGCCAACGCGGAGAGCUACCCCGUCUACUGGAACCAAACGGAAAAGAUCCCUGUAAUGCGUGGACAGUGGUUUAUUGAUGGUACAUGGCAACCUUUGGAAGAGGAGGAAAGUAACUUAAUAGAACAGGAGCAUCUCAACCGCUUCAAAGGCCAGCAGCUGCAAGAGAGCUUUGAUAUGGAAGUAUCAAAACCUGUUGACGGGAAGGAGGCUAUUCAUAGUCUAAAGUUGAGUCGCAACCAUGUGGACUGGCACAGUGUGGAUGAAGUGUAUCUUUACAGUGAUGCAACAACAUCUAAAAUUGCAAGAACUGUUACACAAAAGUUGGGGUUUUCCAAAGCUUCAAGUAGUGGGACAAGGCUACAUAGAGGCUAUGUAGAAGAAGCUACGUUAGAAGACAAGCCACCACAAACUAGUCACAUUGUAUUUGUUGUGCAUGGUAUUGGGCAGAAAAUGGACCAAGGAAGGAUCAUCAAAAAUACAGCUAUGAUGCGAGAUACUGCAAGAAAAAUAGAGGAAAAGUAUUUUUCCAAUCUUGCAACGCAUGUUGAAUUUCUUCCAGUUGAAUGGAGAUCAAAACUUACCCUCGAUGGAGACACUGUGGACUCCAUUACUCCAGAUAAAGUACGAGGUUUAAGGGAUAUGCUGAACAGCAGCGCGAUGGAUAUCAUGUAUUAUACAAGUCCUCUUUACAGAGAUGAACUGGUGAAAGGGCUGCAGCAGGAGCUGAACCGGCUCUACACGCUUUUCUGCUCCCGGAAUCCAGAGUUUGAGGAGAAAGGAGGGAAGGUCUCGAUUGUGUCCCACUCGCUGGGCUGCGUCAUCACCUACGACAUCAUGACUGGCUGGAACCCGGUCAGGCUUUAUGAACAGUUGCUGCAGAAGGAGGAGGAGGAGGAACUUGAAGACCGUUGGAUGAGCUAUGAGGAGCAACGUUUACUUGAAGAACUUUACAUAACUAAACAACGGUUGAGAGAGAUAGAAGAGAGGUUACGUGAGUUAAAGGCAUCCACCAUAUCAAAACCACCUGUCUUAAAAUUUAAGGUUGAGAAUUUCUUCUGUAUGGGAUCUCCAUUAGCAGUGUUUUUGGCAUUGCGUGGCAUCCGUCCAGGAAACAGCGGUAGUCAAGACCAUAUUCUGCCCAGAACAAUUUGUAACCGCUUACUAAAUAUUUUUCAUCCAACAGAUCCAGUGGCCUAUAGAUUAGAACCUUUAAUUCUGAAACACUACAGCAACAUUUCGCCUGUCCAGAUCCACUGGUACAACACUGCAAACCCUCUACCUUAUGAGCAUAUGAAGCCAAGUUUUCUCAACCCAACGAAAGAACCUACCUCAGUUACUGAUAGCGAAAGUGUUUCAACUGUACCGAGCCCAACCACUUCACCAGUCAUGGUUCGACGCCACUAUGGGGAGUCCAUAACAAAUAUAGGCAAAGCAAGUAUAUUAGGAGCUGCGAGUAUUGGGAAGGGCCUCGGCGGGAUGCUUUUUUCAAGAUUCGGUCGUUCUAGUACAACCACCCCACAGACACUCGAGACGGGAAAGGAUGGAACCGAGGGGGACGACAAGAAGGCCACAACUGUUGGGACACCGCCUUUACCGCACAGCAGCUCGGGCUUUCUCGAACCCACAGUGGAACUGGAGCACAGGAUUGAUUUUGAGCUCAGGGAAGGUCUCGUGGAGAGCAGAUACUGGUCUGCAGUCACAUCACACACUGCCUAUUGGUCAUCUCUGGAUAUUGCUCUUUUCCUUCUAACCUUCAUGUACAAGCAUGACCAAGAAGAUACCGACAAAUCCAAUUUAGACACUAUUUGA